ACUUUCUGACAUUUUUGGAGGAGAAUCUGCUUCCCAACCGUCCUUGUGUGUUUGGAGAGUCCUUCACUAGGGGAUGGAAGGCACGGCAAGAAUGGAGGAAUGUCGGCGACACACCUAACAUAGACUUUUUGGAGGAACAUUUUGGUGAAUUGCUACAAUUUGUGACCUGAUAUUAGUCUCUGAAGCAGAUCAGUUAAUGUGAAAACAAGCCUGGUAGAAGCUCAGUUAUAUACUACAAUUACGAGCCGUAGCUGAGAUCUUUUGUAACAACCUCUUUUAAAGCUGUGGACCCCUAUCCCUGCCCCUGAGCAAUGCGAAAAAUGCAGUAAUCCCUAGGUAAAUCGCUGUAAUAUGCGGGUCAUCCCAACAAUAGCCGAGUGGAUAAUGUUGAUCAUUGUGAUCAGAUCAAGCGAUCAGGCAAUCUCGUUGUGACCUUGCUAGCACAGGCAGGCUAUAAAUAUAACUAUACUGGAGUCUUUGGGCCAUAGAAGGACAUGUAGUAGUCCCUGUGGCUGAUUGCUCUUGUGUUGAAUUCUCUACUCACCGUAAAACUGAGAUGACGCUGAAGGAAUAUGCCCACUGGUGGAGGUCAAAGGGAAAAUCCAGAACACUGUAUCUCAAGGACUGGCAUUUCACCAAAGAUUUUCCCAACUACAAGGCGUACACUGUACCUGACUUCUUCAAGAGUGACUGGCUGAAUGAAGUGUGGUCUGCAAGAUUGGAUGUCUCGGAUGAUUACAGAUUUGUAUACAUUGGUCCCAAAGGAACAUGGACUCCUUUUCAUGCUGAUGUGUUCAGAUCAUACAGCUGGUCUGCCAACGUGUGUGGUUGCAAAGAGUGGCUGCUCUUCCCACCGGGAGAGGAGGAGCUUCUCAAAGACAAGUUUGGUCAUCUGCCAUUCGACGUUACCAGUAGAGAGCUGGAGAAUAAAGAGCUGUAUCCUAAUGUACACAAAUCUCGUGGGCCCAUACGAGUCGUGCAGAGAUCAGGGGAGAUCAUUUUUGUUCCAAGUGGAUGGCAUCACCAAGUGAGAAACACUGAGGACACCCUCUCCAUUAAUCACAACUGGACUAACUCUUGUGGCAUUGGGUACAUGUGGUCACAUCUACAGAAUGAACUGGUAUUGGUAAAGCGGGAGUUGGAGGACUGUCGAUCAAUGGACAGCUGGGAGGAGCAAUGUCAGGUUGUGCUGAAGGCGAGUGCUGGGAUGGACUAUUGGGAGUUUGUGCAACUGCUCUCUAUUGUUGCUCUGUCAAGGCUGAAUCAACUCAAAGAAAUUCUCAUCCCAACCUCGAAACUGUACGAAGGCUUCUUCUCACUGCACACACUAAUUCGAGAGACGUUAUCCAAUCCAUUGAAAGCUAUCACAUUUCUAGAAUCUACCUCUGAAUUUGAGAAUGCUAAAAAUGGAGAUGGCAUGCAUCUGGUUUUGUCUUCACUAAAAGAUGAAGGUGAAUCCCAGAAGAAUUUAACUGAACUGUUGCCCAAUUAUCAUAUUCAGAAGCUGUUUUGUGAAGAAUUGCCUAACAUUGAAGAAGAUAGAACAAUUCUAGUGUUGUUUAUACUAUAUGAAUUGUGCACUCUUUGUACUCUCAUUCCGAACGUAAUUAUGCUAUCCUCCUGAUUUGUCUUUAUCAAAACAUUAGCCACUC
Halichondria panicea is the source of this 1652-nucleotide messenger RNA. Its product is annotated as 2-oxoglutarate and iron-dependent oxygenase JMJD4-like. Lineage: Eukaryota; Metazoa; Porifera; Demospongiae; Suberitida; Halichondriidae. The record is from RefSeq and is a predicted model, not a curated record. The transcript is spliced from 8 exons. Gene Ontology annotation, biological process: positive regulation of translational termination; protein hydroxylation. Gene Ontology annotation, molecular function: 2-oxoglutarate-dependent dioxygenase activity; sequence-specific DNA binding. The coding region runs from base 557 to 1624 and encodes 355 amino acids. Gene Ontology annotation, cellular component: cytoplasm; nucleus.